CACUACCUACAUAUUUCUCUAGGGAAGCAUACAGAUUAUUCUCGCAUCAACAUACCACCACAUCGAUACUCCCUUAAUACUCACCUACCAAUCGAUCUUACAUUCACGCCUAACCUGAGCGGCUGCUUCAAAAAGACAGAAAAUGACAUCCAGAAAUAUCCCCCACCUCCUAGAGCCAUUGCUCGAGAUUGAGCCGUCCCAGUCACAAUCUCAAAUCCUCCUAACGGGCAUCCUCGGCGCCAACACCAACUGGCUCCUCCUCCGCUACCUGUACACCUUGCUCAAAUCUUCUUCCGCAUCCAGAUCCUCUCCCCCCUCACGCCCACCAGCAGCAGCAGUAUCGCAACCCCAAGGCCAAAGACGUCUGGGCACCCGCAUGCCGAUAGCUGCCGAGCCGGAAUUCGAGCUACGCACUUCCACCCACGCGCAACAACAACAAAAUGGAGGAGAUGCUGGUGAUCAGGGUGAGAGUGGGAAUGAAAGUGUGGGAGUGUUGCUGGUGAGCUUCCUCCGCGACUUUGCGUUUUGGAAGGAGAGCGCGGGCAGGUUGGGCCUUGAUCUGGAGGGGUUGGGGAGGAGGGGGAAGUUGGGCUUUGUUGAUGGGCUUUGUGUGGGGUUUGGGUCGUCUGGUUCUGAUGGGGAGGGUGGUGUUGUUGGUGGCGGAGGAGGGCUUCCGGUGAGAAGACCUCCGGUGCCAUUGGCGGCGACUGGGGGGUCAUCAGCAGGAGCAACAGGAGCAGUGCCGGGACGAGGACCACCACAAGCACCACGACCUGCUACAACAACAACAACAACAACCACCACCGGGGGAUCAUCGUCACAAAGACCCGUCGAAGGAGAAAGGUGGAAGCGCUCUCUUCCCAGUUUGGCAGUGGCAGACGUGAGCAAGACGCUGCACUCUGCUUUGGAUGAGCUGUGCCAGAAGAAUAAGAAGGUUGUGUUGGUUAUUGACCAGCUCGACUUUUUGCUGGCGGCUACGUCGGAUGGGAACGGGUUGGUUUCAUCAGCUUUGCAGGAUUUGCUGUUGGAUCUCAGAGAGAAAUCACAUGCUACCAUACUCACGCUGUCCGCCGACGACCCAUUGAUCGCUUCGCAGGUGACCACACUUGACAAGGAUCACGCGUCGUUUGUUUUGUCACUGGCGCAUGAAGCAGAGAUGGUUGUGAGCCUCCGAUUGCUUGAUACUGGCAUCGCGAAGGAUGUGAGUGGUGUGGUCAGGAUUACGCGUGGCGGAGACAGUGGCGGCGAGAAACAGAUAGAGGAGAAGGAGUAUCUGUAUCAUGUCGGGGGAGAUGGUAGUGUUCGGGUUUUCGAAAGGGGGCAGUAAGUAGCUGGUGGGUAUCAGGCCUGAUAUUGAAAUUGAUAAUCAUCACACAUCACG
Molecule: messenger RNA, 1381 nt
Organism: Neurospora tetrasperma FGSC 2508
Lineage: Eukaryota; Fungi; Ascomycota; Sordariomycetes; Sordariales; Sordariaceae
Exons: 2
Coding region: 143-1327 (394 amino acids)
Biological process (GO): tRNA wobble uridine modification
Cellular component (GO): elongator holoenzyme complex
Source: RefSeq, a predicted model, not a curated record